ACUCACUCCUCCUUCCUCCUUCCUCCUCAGAUGUUCCAGGAGGCGAAGUGGAUUUGUGAGCGUGCCCGAACCGAAGACGAAGCAGAACUAAUUGAAUGCGCAGAGCUAAUCCUUCCAUGGCUGCCACCGUCCGACCUUGCUUCCGUGUCUUCGACCUGCAAAGCCCUCCACCGGAUAUCCCGAAUAAUCAACACCAGGAGAGCUUCGGAUGCCGCGAGAAGCUUCGAAACGAAUCCCAUCCCAUUCCUCAACUCCGUCGAUGACCAACCCUACUCCUAUUUCAUCUACUCCCAAUCUCAAAUUCUAGGUUUCCCUGACUCUUCUCCCUUAUCCCAACAACCAUGGGGAUUCAUCCCUAGACCUACUUAUAGUAACAGACCCUACUCGAAGCCAUCUUCAGAUACUGGUUUCGAUCUGAAUCCGAUGCGUUCCUUCUCAAGAACGCUCGAACUUGAUUGUGGUUGUGACUGUAAGAUCUGUUCUCAAUCUCAUCAAGUGAAAGAAGUCGGGAAAUCAGAAUGCUGCCCAUGUUCGACUAUCCGGCCCGAGCUUUUGGGUUCGAGUCCGGACGCGGAAAUGGUGAUGACCGAGUGUGGACCGAGUUGCGCUUGCGGGUUGGAUUGUGAGUACCGCUCGACUCUGCGAGGAAUUUCAAUUCGGCUGGCAAUCGUUAAGGAUCAGAGGAAAGGUUGGGGAUUGCACGCCUCUCAGUUCAUUGGGCGUGGCGAAUUCGUCUGCGAGUACGCUGGUGAAGUAUUGACAACUGAAGAAGCCAGAAGGCGGCAGCAGAAGUACGAUGAACUUGCUUCAAUUAGUCAAUUUUCUUCUGCCCUUUUGGUUGUGCGAGAGCAUCUACCUUCCAGGAAAGCAUGUUUGAGGGUGAACAUUGAUGCCACAAGAGUUGGAAAUAUUGCACGCUUUGUUAAUCAUUCUUGUGAUGGCGGCAAUCUUUCAACAGUCUUGGUGAGAAACUCAGGCUUGUUGCUACCUCGUCUUUGUUUCUUUGCUUCUAGAGACAUACAAGAAGGUGAAGAGGUUACAUUUAGUUAUGGAGAUGUUAGACUCAGGCCUAAUGGCUUACAAUGUUUUUGUAGUAGCUCUGGUUGCUUCAGAGUGCUGCCUUCAGAACAGACAUGAUGGUCUCCCUCAAUGUUAGAUUUCCUCUGCUCCAUUUUAGUAUAGUAUCUGUUUAAUGCCUUCACCAUCUGAGGCUAAUCUGACAACAUUUCAUUUUUCAAUCAACAAGCGAUCCUUAGCG
This is a messenger RNA of Telopea speciosissima, 1258 nucleotides long. RefSeq names its product histone-lysine N-methyltransferase SUVR3. The record is from RefSeq and is a predicted model, not a curated record. Gene Ontology annotation, molecular function: protein binding. Lineage: Eukaryota; Viridiplantae; Streptophyta; Magnoliopsida; Proteales; Proteaceae. Bases 31 to 1137 code for a protein of 368 amino acids. The transcript is spliced from 2 exons.